GAACUUUAAACAUGACCACUCAACUGAAAACCGAUGUUGCUCAACUCUUGAAUCACGAUAUUGUUGUUUCAGCCGACAAUGUCAAGUCUAUGCUGGCCCAUAUCUGCAACCCUAAGUUCUUUGUCAGAGCUGAGACAGAAAUAGAGAAGUUCCAAGUCGAGAUGAUACCAGAGUGUGAAGCCUCCGAACUGAACAAUCAGCUGUACUGUGAGCUUUCUCACUUUGAGUGCCCGGUGGAACUCUACUACAAAGCUUUCACUUUGAUCAGAGCCAACACUGUCAAGGUCCUUAGCCGAACUCCAGCUGCACGCAUGCUCAAGAACCUGGUCAAAAGCAAACACUCUGAGCUGGACAUAUUGGACAUCUUGCUCUAUGCUUCUGUCUUUGGUCCUGCCAAGUCUCUGGAACUCAAACAAGCUUUCGAGGAAGAGGUUGCAACUUUGUCCAGUCCUGCAGAGAUAGAAGACAAAAUCAUUGUUGGAAUGGGAAAAGACACUUCGGAAUUCAUUGAGUCCAAUGGAUGGAGCUAUCAGCUGCAUCCCGAAAAGCUUGGUCAGAAGAGGCCUGCCGUUUACGAAGAGCCUACUCCCUCUCCAGAGGCUAAGCGGAGUCGCACCGACGAAGAUGCUCUGAGAGAAAGCAAAACUGCCAGCACGGCUUUCUUGGACUCCAUCAACUCGCUGGACACCACUGCCUUUGACAAACUAAUCAGAAUGGGAGUGUUCAAGAGUCAGUGGGGCUACAAUGGCUACAGCAAAGUGAUGGGAACCAACCUGCUUGCAAAAGGCUCUCAGCAAGAAGAUGUGAGAAAGACCCUGUCCAGGAUCUUUGUCUUGGUGAAUUACUGUGACACAUUUGACGAGUUUAUCCAGAAACUCACCAGCUGCAUUUUCUCUGAGAACGUUGCCGGACAAAGAAUUGGCCAGUUGAUUGGACAUGGAGGAGGACUGUUUGACAUGUUUUGCAAGUAUAAUGGUCCUAAGGGAGAGAUGGCAAACGAGAAAGCCAAGCUGUUCAAGAAGCCCCAGCCUGGAGUGACUGUUGAAGAUCAAGUGCAAACAAUGUUUUCUAAAGCCCCUCAAGUGGCAGUGGUGGAGACAGUAGGAGUGGGCGGACUUUUCGAUUAGAUUAGUAUAUA
Halichondria panicea is the source of this 1138-nucleotide messenger RNA. RefSeq lists its product as uncharacterized. The transcript has a single exon. The record is from RefSeq and is a predicted model, not a curated record. The coding region runs from base 12 to 1127 and encodes 371 amino acids. Lineage: Eukaryota; Metazoa; Porifera; Demospongiae; Suberitida; Halichondriidae.